Gymnogyps californianus (California condor) is the source of this 1125-nucleotide messenger RNA. Its product is annotated as D-threo-3-hydroxyaspartate dehydratase-like. The transcript is spliced from 7 exons. Gene Ontology annotation, biological process: D-serine catabolic process. Bases 1 to 1125 code for a protein of 374 amino acids. Gene Ontology annotation, molecular function: D-serine ammonia-lyase activity. The record is from RefSeq and is a predicted model, not a curated record. Lineage: Eukaryota; Metazoa; Chordata; Aves; Accipitriformes; Cathartidae.
AUGUGGCUGGGAGCCCCCCUGGAGCAGUUGCCCACCCCGGCGCUGACCCUGGACCAGGCGACGGUGCGGCGCAACGCCGAGCGCAUGCGGGAACGCUGCCGGGCCCUCGGCCUCCGCCUGCGCCCCCACGUCAAAACCCACAAGACGUUAGAAGGUGCCGAACUGGCAACCGGCGGCACUCGCCGGGGCAUCGUGGUCUCCACCUUGGCCGAAGCUCGGUUUUUCGCGGCGGGGGGCUUCGAUGACAUCCUCUACGCCUACCCGCUGCCGGGGGGGCGGCUGGAGGAGUGUGCCGCCCUGGCCCAGCGCCUCCGAGCCUUCCAGCUCCUCCUCGACAGCCCCCAGGCCUUGGCCCUCCUGCGCCAGCGCCCGCUGCCCGCCGGCAAACGCUGGCUCGUCUGGCUCAAGCUGGACUGCGGGAAUGGCAGGGCCGGCGUGCGGCCCACGGACCCCGGUGCCAUGUCCCUGGCCCGGGCCAUCGCCGAGGAGGCACCGGAGGAGGUGACGCUGGUGGGGGUCUACGCUCACUGCGGGGACACCUACGGCUGCCGCGAUGUCCCGGCCGUCCAAGCCAUCGCCCGGGCCACCACCGUCGCCGUGCUCGACUUUGUCACCGCGCUGCGGCAGGCGGGGGUGCCGUGUCCCCAGGCCAGCAUCGGCUCCACGCCGUCCUGUAGCCACCCGGUGCCGGAGAUGGCCCAGCUCACCGAGCUCCACCCGGGCAACUACCUCUUCUACGACCUUCAGCAGACCCUGCUGGGUUCCUGUCACCCGGAGGAGGUGGCCAUCCGUGUCCUCACCAGGGUCAUCGGCCACUAUCCCCACCGCAACCAGCUGCUGGUGGACUGCGGGUGGGCGGCCCUCAGCCUCCACGGCCGCGACCAGGCACCCACCGGCUGCGCCGCCAUCGAGGGGCACCCUCAGCUGAGGCUGGUGGGGCUGACGCAGGAGCACGGGCAGGUGGAAGCCAUCGAUGGACGGUUGGAUUUCGGGCGCUUUCCGUUGGGCAGCAUCCUGGCUCUCAUUCCCUUCCAUGCCUGUGCCACCGCCGCCAUGCACCCCGUCUACUACGUCCACGCCGGGGGGAAGGUGGUGGAGCUCUGGCGCCCUGUCCGUGGCUGGUAG